CUGUGGAUGAUCUCUUACUAUGAAAGUUGCUGUAAUGUUUGAUUACUGUUUUUUUUUUGUUCUUUGAAUAAAAUAAAGUUCAGUCAAUCGCGUCAAUAAGUCCUGAGCUGCCAUCUAGUGGUCGCAUACCUAAAAUACAGGCUUAUUAGUCGUUGAAAUACUGUUGUACGUGAAAAGGUGGCAAAUGUAAUACGUUUUCCGUAUACCUUUUAAAGUUUAAACUGCUUGGUGCUUGUCUUUUAAAAGGACACGCCGUACCGUAUCAAAUUAUAUGAAUUAACUAAAUGACCUAAUCCACGGCUUUUGAUUUGUUAUACAUUUUCAAUGCCGUAAUGCCAUGUAUGCGUUUGUGUGGGUAAUUUAAUUUCCAUGUUUUAGUUUGUCCUUUUCCACAUGGGCUGCCAUAUCCGGGUACUUUGAUGUAUGCGGAAGUACUAACCCUAACACGCAAAGUCCGUGGUCCUCGGUCCGCCCAAAGAUGACGUUUAACGAACCCACGAGAAAACAAUUUGACAGACAGCUUAUGAGUUGAAUAAGCAGAGAUCGAAUCAGUGUGGUGGUACUUUCAACGCGUCCGAAGCUGUGCAGAGUUUUAAUGUUGCUCUUGGACUUGUUUUGUUUGCUGAUUGUGCUUCGUGUUUUUAAUACCAGUUUGGCUCAUGGCGGCGAUGGAAUGUCGCGUUUUGUCCAUUCAGAGUCAUGUUGUCCGGGGAUAUGUUGGAAAUAAGUCUGCAACAUUCCCGCUGCAGGCGAGAUGAGUUCAAAGUGGCUAAACAGCGUCGGUAGUUUGAACACUUGCUCUGCAUGUGGACAGUUGCCUUUGUCACGAAAGAAGUCUACGGUUCUGGGCUUUGAAGUGGACUCCAUCAACUCUGUGCAGUUCUCCAAUCACACAGGCUACGCCCACUGGAAGGGUCAAGUCCUAAAAGCUGAUGAGCUCAAUGUGCUGUAUGAGGGCAUCAAGCUCAAUAAGGUCAACCACUAUGACUAUAUCCUCACAGGGUACAGCAGGGACACGUCCUUCCUGAUGACCGUGGUUGAAAUUGUUCAAGAGCUUAAGAAAGCCAAUCCUAGUUUGGUAUAUGUUUGUGACCCUGUAAUGGGAGACCAUGGCGCAAUGUACGUCCCCGAGGAACUUCUCCCAGUCUACCGGAACAAAGUAGUGCCUUUGGCUGACAUCCUUACCCCUAACCAGUUUGAAGCAGAGUUAUUAACUGGGAUUAAGAUCCAUACAAUAGAAGAUGCUCUUAAGGCGAUGGAGCUGCUUCACAAAAUGGGUCCAAAAACAGUGGUGCUCACUAGUACUAACUUGCCUUCAAAUCAUGGAGACCUCCACCUGGUGGCCCUCGGGAGCCAAAAAAUCGUAAAACCAGAUGGGACGGUUAGCAUUCAGAAGAUCUGCAUGGACAUCCCCAAAGUUGAUGCUGUGUUUGUGGGGACGGGGGAUCUGUUUGCUGCCCUGUUGCUUGCCUGGACUCACCAUCACCCUGAAGACCUCAAGACUGCCUGUGAAAAGACUGUUUCAGUCAUGCACCAUGUAAUUAAGCGGACUAUUAAUUAUGCUAAUGAAAAAGCCGGCCCAGGGAAGAGGCCCAGCCCUGCGCAGCUGGAGCUGAGAAUGGUUCAGAGCAAAGGCGACAUUGAGAAACCGGCCAUCGUUGUGGAAGCGAACAUUUUGAAAACCUCUUAAUAUCUAAGAAUCUUGAAGAUGAUCAGUUGUGAAGGAUCAUAACUCAUGUUCUAGAUGGAGAUACUCCGGAAUCACUGCCAUACUUGUCUCUCCUAUGGCUUUUGUAAAUAUCAUCUUCCUUUGCAUAGAUUGGAAAAAAAACAACAGAGAUAUUAGCCAAUAGGGCUUAUUUUUAGACUCCGUUUACUUAACUACUAAAUGUACUUUAUUACUCCUUUUAGAUAUACUCUAACUCAUAAACAGAUGCACGCUUGCACGUGCCUCUGCUGUCAGAACUUGAUUCAUCACUGAAGGUGUGUUCACUCUACAUUUAACCUUAAAAACUUGAAAAAAAAUAAUAGUUUCUAAGAGAUCCAGUAUUAUGCCUAAGAAGGUGUCACUUCAUGCUGAAAUAUUUAAUGGUUACAUCGUUAAUGUUUUGGCUUUUGGAGUCAUCUUUGUAACAAAUACAAUAUAUAGUAAAAUCAUAAAGGUACGUAGGAUAAAUGUGACAGGUAUGUUCAUGGUCCGUAUACUUUUUUGGUACAUUUUAUUUCAUAGCUUUUUGUUUUAUAAUUGCUGCUAAUCUUGAUUGUUUGAUGUCCUAAAAUCCAUCCCUUUCAAUCCAUACUUUUAACCUUUAAUCGUGAUGUUUCCCUGAAUUAGUACUGUAUUAGAUCCUCGUCUUAAAACUUCUCCAAUUGAAGGAUUUGCACAGGUGAUUUUUAAGAUAGAAUAUUUACUCUACUGUUGAUUGCCAUUUUAUUAUUACCAUAUCUCAACAUGAAUCAAUAGCCUUAAAGCAGUUAGGAAGCUAAACAGGUUUUGAAUGUUUAGUGUAUGUGUACAACUGUAUAAGUUGCGCCUCACAAAUAAUAUUUCAAGGCCAAAACAUUGAGCUGCUCUGACAUGAAGUAAAUUGAAAGAUAGAUGUAAUAAAAACAAUUUAAUGACUUUA
Syngnathus typhle (broad-nosed pipefish) is the source of this 2627-nucleotide messenger RNA. RefSeq names its product pyridoxal kinase-like. Bases 755 to 1690 code for a protein of 311 amino acids. Lineage: Eukaryota; Metazoa; Chordata; Actinopteri; Syngnathiformes; Syngnathidae. Gene Ontology annotation, biological process: pyridoxal 5'-phosphate salvage. Gene Ontology annotation, cellular component: cytosol. The transcript has 13 exons. Gene Ontology annotation, molecular function: pyridoxal kinase activity. The record is from RefSeq and is a predicted model, not a curated record.